AUGGAUGUAUUGCCCACAGGUUCGUGCUGGAGCCUGGAGCCAGGUCUGGAGUACCAGUACCGGUACAGUGGCAGGGUAGCAUCUGGGAUCCCUGACCUCAAAGACCAGUAUUCAGGAGCAGGAAUUCAGAUUGAUGUCACUGUACAGGUGUCCAGUGAGCAUGAGACCUUCUUCCAGUUCAGCAACAUCCAAGUGGGAGAAUUUCACGAUGAACUAGAGUGCGACACUCGGUCACCGCUACCCAUCCAGUACCACCCGCUGGAGCAAGGCAAUGACCUACUCGAAAAGCCCUUCGAAUUCUGCAUCGAUGGGGGAGAGGGCAAGGAGUACCUGAAGGCGCCUCAGGAACCAGUCUGGAUCACCAACAUCAGAAAGUCUGUCGUCAACAUCUUCAGAAUACCGCCAAUACUGGGUAACUACGGCGACCCUAGAAGAGAACCAACAUUCAAAAAGACGACCUUUACGCUCAACGAGACUGUGAUGGCUGGCUACUGUAACAAUCAGUACUCCCUCUUCCAGCUACCGAAGGAGCAGACAGUCCUGGAGAACCAGCGGCGGGAGGCAGUGGUUGAAAUAGACACACAGAGACAAGAAUCCUCCUCAAGUUCUAAAUCGAAGUUCUCUAAGAAGACCACAGGAAGAGGCGGAAAGAAAAGUUCAACAAAGAAGUCACCUACAAGCAGCAAGUCGAAGACGUCGUCGCAGACCUCAAGCGCCUUUACCAUUGAAGACACUCUCUGGUCCCUCACGCGUGUACUCGAGUUCGAAUCCUGUGAAAACCUAGUGAAAUGGAAGAUGCACGGCAAUAAGAAGACAGACGAAAACAUCAUUCGAACGUCCAUCGGGAACUAUCUGCUUCGUGGAUCCGAAGGUUCCGCCAGGAUAGAGCGAGCUGUGGUCGAGGGCACCAUCUCUGUGUUCACCAGCGAACAACUGGAAGAACAUAUUGUUACCUUCACCAACCAGACGCUGGAGCUGCGAGCAGUGAGGACCUUGAGAGCAGAGUUGGGCCUUGACUACGAGCCUCACCAGUACAGGUCUUGGCACUACCAGGUGGACCACCUGUUGACUGACCCGGAGGAGAGGAGAGGCGAGACUCGUCCCAACCUGGAGCAUGCCGCCACAGGCGUCCCAAUCACCAGUCAACUGAUUACCGAGAUCAAG
This is a messenger RNA of Homarus americanus (American lobster), 1164 nucleotides long. RefSeq names its product hemolymph clottable protein-like. Gene Ontology annotation, molecular function: lipid carrier activity. The record is from RefSeq and is a predicted model, not a curated record. NCBI's taxonomy places the organism in Eukaryota, Metazoa, Arthropoda, Malacostraca, Decapoda, Nephropidae. Gene Ontology annotation, biological process: lipid transport.